Molecule: messenger RNA, 951 nt
Organism: Elgaria multicarinata webbii
Lineage: Eukaryota; Metazoa; Chordata; Lepidosauria; Squamata; Anguidae
Product: olfactory receptor 6M1-like
Exons: 1
Coding region: 1-951 (316 amino acids)
Biological process (GO): G protein-coupled receptor signaling pathway
Cellular component (GO): membrane
Molecular function (GO): G protein-coupled receptor activity; olfactory receptor activity
Source: RefSeq, a predicted model, not a curated record
AUGAGAUUUGAAAGCAACACCACCGUGAGCGAAUUCAUCUUAGUAGGUUUUCCUGGGAUUCAGAAAAUGAAAGCCCUUGCCUUCCUAACCAUACUGAUAACCUAUGUGCUGACAGUAUUUGGCAAUCUCAUGAUCAUAUUUUUAGUGUGGAAAGAUUACCGACUUCACACACCCAUGUACUGGCUCCUUUGUAACCUUUCCUUCUCAGGACUUUGCUUUACCUCCACCAUUGUCCCCAAAAUGAUGAUGAACAUCAUCACAGAGAUCAAAGUAAUUUCCUUCAUUGGUUGCAUGAUCCAAAUAUAUUUCUAUUUCUUCCUGGGAACUUCUGAUUACAUUCUAGUGGCUGUGAUGGCCUUUGAUCGCUAUGUGGCCAUCUGCAACCCGUUGCGUUAUUCCGUUAUUAUGAGUGGCUGGUUAACAUUCCAACUUGCUGUUGGAACUUGGCUUGGAGCAUUUCUGUCUGUCCUACCAUCAACCACUUUUGUAUGUCUUCUUCCAUUCUGUGGCCCAAAUGUAAUAAACCAUUACUUCUGUGAUAUUAUACCAGUACUAAAUCUAGCCUGCAAAGACACCACAUUCCUUGAGCAGUUGAGCUACGUAUCAACAGCAAUUAUAGUCUUGAGUUCUCUUUUAUUAACAUCAGUGUCCUACCUGUAUAUCAUCACCACCAUAUUGAGCAUCCCAUCUGUUACUGGACGGAAGAAGGCUUUUUCCACCUGUGUGGCCCAUAUCACAUUGGCUUCUGUCUUUUAUGGAUGUUCAAUUUUCAUGUACCUGCUACCAGAGAAAAUCCAUUCAUCAGGCUUCUAUAAAGCUGUAGCCCUUCUUCACACAGUGGUGACACCUUUACUUAAUCCAUUCAUCUAUACACUUCGGAAUGAGAAAGUGAAGGAAGUCUUGAAAGACACUCUGAAACAUAUCAACCAUCUUGCCAGAGGAAAGUAUUAA